AUGUCUGAAAAGCUGGAUGGCGUGCGCGCGUGCUGGGAUGGAGAGACUUUCCGCAGCAGGGAGGGGAAUCCGUUCUAUGCACCAGCGUGGUUUACGAAGAGGAUGCCGAAAGAUAUAACACUCGACGGCGAACUUUUCACCACCCGCGGCGGCUUCCAGGACUGCGUUUCAAUCGUGCGCACACAGAAUAAACCCGACGCUUGGAAAUUCAGCGUUACAUACCAAAUCUUCGACAUACCGAGUAUGGGGCACAAGCCCUUUGAAGAACGCAUCGCAUACCUCAAAGACCUCUUCGGGAGACUGCGCAUUCGCUGGGUGCACGUUCUCGAGCAUACAAUAUGCAAAGGUCGAAGACACCUUUUUGAUACUUUAGACAAAGUCACAGCCAACAAAGGCGAAGGGCUCAUGCUCCGCGAGCCCGGGUCACUAUACAUCAACAACCGUUCCAAAACGCUCAUGAAGGUCAAGCGUUUCUUUGACGCCGACGCUAUCGUCCGCGGCCACGAGCGCGGUUCCGGCAAGAACUCGAAUUGCACCGGCGCACUCCGCGUUGAGAUGCUCGACGAUAACGGCGAGCCCACCGGUAAGUUCUUUAAGAUUGGCACCGGGCUCACGGAUAAGCAGCGGCAGAACCCGCCGAAGAUUGGCAUCAUUGUGAUCUAUAGGUUUCAGGAGCUAUCACGAGAUGGGAACCCUAGGUUUCCGGCGCACAUGGUGUUUGUGAUGAAUAAGAGAGCCACCCGACUCGCAAACGCCGAGAACGCCGAGGAAUCUAAUCGCAUGUCGUCUAAGAGUGUAGAAGCGGAUUUCCGCAUAUUGCUUAAGUGGUCCAAACGUUGCGCUCCGGCGGAACUAGCUCGGUUUAGGCAGGAUGAGCGUGGGGCAAAUUAUCACAAAGGUGUAUUUUUAAGAAUUCAGAGAUGUUACUGUGGCGAGGAGCGGUGUGGCUCCACAUUGAUUAAUAAUGACAAACUCUUCUCCCCUCUAUUUAUCUACUGCUUGUAA
This is a messenger RNA of Tuber melanosporum (Perigord truffle), 1005 nucleotides long. RefSeq lists its product as uncharacterized. The transcript is spliced from 4 exons. Bases 1 to 1005 code for a protein of 334 amino acids. NCBI's taxonomy places the organism in Eukaryota, Fungi, Ascomycota, Pezizomycetes, Pezizales, Tuberaceae. The record is from RefSeq and is a predicted model, not a curated record. Gene Ontology annotation, biological process: DNA recombination; DNA repair. Gene Ontology annotation, molecular function: ATP binding; DNA ligase (ATP) activity.